UCGGGAUUUUACCUUUUCUGACACACCCCCUUUUAUUUUUGGUUGAACAGAGUGUGUGCUGGUUGUAAGCAUGGGUCUUCCCACUAAGAUAACUGAUUUAAUUGUAAAAGACAUUCGAUUUCCAACUUCGUUAGAGAAAGAUGGAUCUGAUGCAAUGCAUAAAUCCCCAGAUUAUUCUCUUGCAUAUGUAAUUGUAAAGACAGACAGUGAAAUAGAGGGACGAGGGAUGACCUUCACUGUUGGCAGGGGAACACACAUAGUGUGCUGUGCUGUAGAAGCCUUCAAGAAGCUGGUAGUUGGACAGAAAUUGGCGAAUAUUUUUGGAAAUUUUGGUCAAUUCUGGCAGUCUAUAUGUAGUGAAGACCAAAUCAGAUGGUUAGGUCCAGAAAAGGGUGUAACACAUCUAGCUACAGCAGCCAUUGUUAAUGCAUUAUGGGACUUAUGGGCCAAAAUGGAAGGGAAGCCAUUGUGGAAACUUCUUGCAGACAUGGAACCAGAAAAACUUGUUUCAACCAUUGAUUUCAGAUAUAUGGAGGAUGCAUUAACAAAAGCUGAAGCAAUAGAACUUUUGAAAUCAAGACAAGCUGGAAAGGCAGACAGAGAGGCUGAACUUAAAAGUACAGGUUUCCCAGCAUACACAACAUCAUGUGGUUGGUUAGAUUAUCCAGAUGAUAAAAUCAGGAAGUUGGCAACUGAAGCAAUAAGUCAAGGAAUGGAGAGAUUUAAAAUGAAAGUUGGAGGAGAUAUUGAGGAUGACAUCAGAAGGGCCAAAAUAUUCAGAGAAACAAUUGGAUAUGACAGAUUAUGGAUGGUAGAUGCUAAUCAGAAAUGGGAGGUACAGGAAUCUAUUGAUUGGAUGAAAAAGUUAGCUCCAUAUAAACCAUUGUGGAUUGAGGAACCCACAAAUCCUGAUGAUAUUAUGGGCCAUGCUGCUAUUGCUGAGGCCUUAAACCCUCUUGGUAUUGCUGUAGCAACAGGAGAACAUUGUCAGAACAGAGUAAUGUUUAAACAGUUUCUGAAGGCCAAGGCCAUGCAGUAUUGUCAGAUUGAUGCCUGCAGAGUGGGAGGUGUAAAUGAGUGUGUAGCAAUUAUCUUAAUGGCAGCAAAGUAUAACAUUCCUGUGUGUCCUCAUGCUGGUGGUGUAGGUCUGUGUGAACUAGUGCAACAUUUGUCAAUGUUUGAUUACAUAUCAGUUGGUUGCUCUUUAAAAAACAGAAUGAUAGAAUAUGCUGAUCACUUACAUGAGCAUAUGGAAGCACCUGUUAAAAUAAAAAAUGGCUGUUAUGUAGUACCUACGGUUCCAGGGUAUUUGGUUGGUGUUAAAGAAGACGCCAUUAAGCAGUUUGAAUAUCCAAUGGGUAGUGAAUGGCAAAGAAUGUUUGCUGAUGGCACAUUUGAACCUGAUGUGUAAUUGAACUAUCAAUCUAAUGUGUAGUUUUAACUACUAAAAGAUGGCUGAUUGAUCUCUUUAUAUUCAGUCAACUUUAGUGGAUUAUAAUUUAAGUUAAAACAUAUACAGAUAGCAUUUAAUUUAUUUUAUGUUUCAUAUCUCAGAACCAUAGAUUGUUGAUAUUUUUCAUUUGCAAAUUGUAUCUGAUUUUGAUUAAUUAUGUGCCAUGUUACUGCCAUAGUGAUAUUCAUCCUUCAAUGCCUCAUUUUGGUUUGUCAUUCCUUCAGUAUGUAAACAUGUUUCAUUGUGAAAUACGUAAUUGUAUUAUUAAUCUAGUAUGGCUAGUGUCAUAGGGGGAUAAGACUUAGCCAUAACUAUUCAGAAAGGUCUAACAAAUUUGGGAUUGAUUUUUUUUUUUUUUUCCGUGAAGAAAUAUAUUGGGAGAUUACGCAAUAAUGCUGUUUCAU
Messenger RNA from Mytilus trossulus (common blue mussel), 1857 nucleotides. RefSeq names its product mitochondrial enolase superfamily member 1-like. The transcript is spliced from 16 exons. Bases 71 to 1411 code for a protein of 446 amino acids. Gene Ontology annotation, molecular function: magnesium ion binding; L-fuconate dehydratase activity. NCBI's taxonomy places the organism in Eukaryota, Metazoa, Mollusca, Bivalvia, Mytilida, Mytilidae. Gene Ontology annotation, biological process: carbohydrate catabolic process. The record is from RefSeq and is a predicted model, not a curated record.